GUAUAAAAGCAGCUGGGGGCCGCCUGCAGGGCUGUAGCCUGCCUUUCGCGUCUGGGAGAAAGAGAGAGAGAGAGAAAGAGAGGGGUGGCUGCGGUUUUUCCUUAGUCCUUGUCAGAAUGGCAUCAGGAAAUGCUCACAUUGGAAAACCAGCACCUAACUUCCAGGCCACAGCAGUAAUGCCUGAUGGGCAAUUCAAAGAAAUCAAGCUUUCAGACUACAAAGGCAGAUAUGUUGUGCUGUUCUUCUAUCCACUUGACUUCACAUUUGUUUGUCCAACCGAGAUUAUUGCAUUCAGUGACAGGUCGGAGGAGUUUAGGAAAAUUGACUGUGAAGUAAUUGGAGCUUCUGUUGACUCCCACUUCUGCCACCUUGCCUGGAUUAAUACCCCUAAGAAACAAGGUGGUCUGGGUAGCAUGCACAUUCCCUUGGUAUCUGACACAAAGCGCGAAAUUGCUAAAGAGUAUGGAAUACUAAAAGAAGAUGAAGGCAUUUCUUACAGGGGUCUGUUCAUCAUUGAUGAUAAAGGAAUUCUACGCCAGAUCACAAUCAAUGAUCUCCCAGUUGGUCGUUCAGUUGACGAAACACUCCGUCUAGUUCAGGCUUUUCAGUUUACUGACAAACAUGGAGAAGUGUGUCCUGCUGGCUGGCAACCUGGGAGUGAUACAAUCAAGCCUGAUGUUCAGAAGAGCAGAGAGUACUUCUCCAAGCACAAAUAAAUGUGCUACAUUACUGUGUUUUGUACAAGGAAACUAUACUGUAAUUUGUGUAAGGCAAAAGCAUAACUCUGACGUUCUUAUUUAAAGAGUAAUCCCUUUGUGAGCUAAGAGGUUUACAGCCACAUUUCAUGAACCAUUUAUUUCUAAUCAGCCUAACUGACAAGUACCAUGACUCUGGAGUAAAUAGAUUAUGAAUUGAGAAUAGCUGUAAGUCGGGCAAAUUAUGCAUCCUAUUUAUCUGUACUGGCAUAGAUUUUUUUGUGCUCACAUGGAUAAUUAAAGACCAGGUGGUCUUUC
Messenger RNA from Eublepharis macularius, 1013 nucleotides. RefSeq names its product peroxiredoxin 1 (gene PRDX1). Bases 117 to 716 code for a protein of 199 amino acids. The transcript is spliced from 6 exons. The record is from RefSeq and is a predicted model, not a curated record. Gene Ontology annotation, molecular function: thioredoxin peroxidase activity. Gene Ontology annotation, cellular component: cytosol. NCBI's taxonomy places the organism in Eukaryota, Metazoa, Chordata, Lepidosauria, Squamata, Eublepharidae. Gene Ontology annotation, biological process: response to oxidative stress; cell redox homeostasis; hydrogen peroxide catabolic process.